Molecule: messenger RNA, 2620 nt
Organism: Synchiropus splendidus (mandarinfish)
Lineage: Eukaryota; Metazoa; Chordata; Actinopteri; Syngnathiformes; Callionymidae
Product: sodium channel and clathrin linker 1-like
Exons: 22
Coding region: 80-2122 (680 amino acids)
Biological process (GO): cilium assembly; clustering of voltage-gated sodium channels
Cellular component (GO): centriole
Source: RefSeq, a predicted model, not a curated record
GUUUUAUCGGUGCACCCCUCAACCUCCAUUGGUCCACAUUUGUGUACUUCAAAACUGAGAGCGGAGCACUGAACUGAGGAUGGAAUCCGACGUAGUGUUCCCACAUCGAGGCCACAGGUCAAGUCAGCCUCCGGGCUAUGAGCAGUAUGAGCGCCUCACCCAAUCUCAGGUUCAGGAAGCGAACCCGGCAGAAUCCCCGGCACCCUGGGUGUCAGAUAGAAGUAUAAUGGAUCCACUGAUCGCGGAGUACGAUCGACAUAAUGAUGAGAUGGCUGCAAAGCUUCGCGAUAAUGAGAUAUCGAUGACUGACCUGAAAGCAAAGUUGGAUCGGGUCAUUAUGGAAAAUGAAAGGCUUCAUGCUGAGCUACGAGAAUCAGUUGAGAAACAACUGCAUGCACAAGUGGGCAUUUCAGGACCAGAGGGCGACUCGAUGGAUGAGGGAGCGGUCAUCAAAAACCUUCAAGAGCAACUCCAGUGUUCUGAAAAGGAGCGGACUGACGCAAUGGAGCUAUGGCAGACUGCCGUCGAACAACUGGACACCAUCCAGCAGGGCUAUGAGAGGGCUGUGUCCGACGGACAAACCCAUGAUGCUCAGACACAGCAGCUCAAGGAUCAGCUUGCUCACUUCCAACAGCGCUCGCAUAAAUUCCAACUAUGGGGUCAGUCACUAGAAUCGACCAACCAGCAGUUUCUGAAGACGAUGACACAGCAGAGCAAAGAGAUGGAGUCGCUACAAAGCCAGCUCAGGCAGUCCAAGGUUGAGCUCCGAACCGCCUCAGCUAAAGUGGAUGAGGUAACCAAACUGCUACAGAGUGCCCAGGAUCAGCUGCAGAAACGGGAGGAAGAUAUGACCGUGGCUCUGCGCCGAGAAGACGCUGCUGAAAGGCGCCUUCACCAGCUUCAGUCUGCCCUGACCCAGAUGGACGAGAGACUUAAAGAUACAGCCCAGGAGACGGAGACCGUUCGAAGAGAACUCGCUGUGUGGGAGAAAAAGGUUUGUGAGCUCCAGACACGUUGUACGUCACUCGAGGAGGAGAAGUACGAGGCGCUGGCCAAGGUCCGAGAGAGUGUCCAGGUAGCUGAGGAGGCUGCUUUGCACAAAGACCAGACUUUGUUAAGAGAGAAACAGAAGACAGAAGAGCUGGAGAAGACAAAGGAGGCCAUCAAACAUUUGAUCCAAAAUGCUGUUUCACGCACCAGAAAAGAGGUGGACAACGUUAGAAAACAGUGCAACAUCCAAAUCAACCGGAUGACUGAGGAGCUCUCUGCAAUGCAGCUGGAGUGCACUGAUAAAGACUCCCAGAUAGAGAAAUCCCUGCGUGAAAGAAGAGCUCUUGAAGAAGAACUGGAGAAGGUUUACAAAGAAGGCAGGGCGGAGCCAGAAUUCAGGAAGAUGGAUGCUCUUCACCAAAAAUAUCUGGAUGCUGAAAGAAUGAAAGAAGAGAUGAAUCUGACACUACAAAGCAACCAAAACAAACUCAAAAAGAUGGAGAUGGAUUACAAUGAAGAGCUUUUACGCUGCCAAGAGGAAGUAAGGCGACUGCAGGGCUUUUUAUCAACGGCUCGCGACGACUGUGCUGGAGUCAGUGAGGAGCGGCUCCGGCUUCAGCAGGAAAAUAUGCAGCUGUGCAAGGAGAUGGAAGAGCUCCGUAAAUCCACAUUACAGGUCCAAAGGAAAGCUAAAGAACAGCUGUCCCAGAUGGAACAGGAGUACAGCCUGAAGGAGCAAGGAUUAGACGCCCGGGUGAGGGAGCUGGAGGAAAACAGCCGCAGCUCCUCUGUGGAGCUGACACGUCUCCUGUCAGCGCAGCAGAAAAGCACUAACCGCUGGAAGGAAGAAACCAAGAACUUGGUGCAGACGUUUGAGACUAAAAUAGUUCACUUAAGAUCCGAGCUGAACCAGCAGAAGCAGCAUUCAUUUGAGUUACAGAUGCAAGUGGAAACCAACAACAAUACCAUUGUUGAGUAUGAAAGGCAGCUUGCUGAGAAUCAAGAGAAAACAAGUCGUCUCCAGAGGCGACUUUCCCAGGCUGAACAAAAGGCAGCCGCCGCUACACAACAGCUGAACAACUUGGUAUCACAGCGACGGAAAGCAGCAGCGAUCGAUGCAGAGACUGGAUAGACAACCGGAUUGAGGUGCAGGAGGUCCAUGAAUCCAGCUGGAACUCGGGAGCAUCCACUUUCUCUAUGUUCUACUGCGUCAGUGUGGGUUUUCCACCAACUUUUCUCGAACAUUCAGAGGUUCAUGUGCAGUUGUAGUUUAGCAAGAUAAUGUAGUUGAGACUGUUCUCUGUGUCUGGGAUGGGUCCCCCCUCUGUGACCCUGGAGUAGCAGGUUAUGUUAGCAUCUUGUUUGAUGAUGCUGCUAUGACAACAGGGAUCAGUUUAAAUCAAGCGUGUCAGGAGGAUGUGUUUUGGACCACAGUGUCAAAGGGAAACUCCAUGAAAGUGCACGAGACCUUGCGAAUCAGAUGAAAGGAGCUAUAUGAACUUCUCUGCCUUUGAAUGUGAUCAUACUGUUUGCCAAGUUGAUAGUUUUUUUUGUUAGUUUUUUUUGUUUUGUUUUUUGCCCAUUGUGUUAUAUUUAUAUUUCAUUUUGUAAUAAAACAUAUUUAAAACGG